CUUAUCUUCUCCUUCUUCCCGAUCCUUCCUCCCGAAAACCCCCCUAGGCCACCGACUCUCUACCCCUUGAAAACCCGGUGAGAUCUUGAUGAAUUCUCUUCCUUUCUUGUUAAAUCACAAGAUUUGGGGCUUAGAAUCUUCCCUCUCAACCCAGAAAUACCGGAUCUGCUCUGCUUCUUCCUCCCUUGUCCGUUGGGUUCUGCUGGGUUUGAAUCCUUCGGUUUUUCUGGUAAGAAGCAGCCAUGAAAUCCAUCCUCUUUCUCUUAAUUUGGCUUGGGUUACUCUAAUUUUGUUAUUGGUUCUUGAAUUUCUGGAGUGUGUCGUGAGUUUUCCCCCUGGAUCCCGUCGGCUUCCUCACCAGCCAAGCUCGGGUUCUGCUGGCUGGAAUUCUGGUACUGAUUAUUCUGCACUCUAGCACUUGGGAUUAGUGUUCUGUUGGUGCGAGUGAGGUAAGUAAAAUAUGGUAAAGCCCUUCGAUUUUAAAGCAUGUUUUCAAUUGUUUUUGAGAUGGUGGCAAGCCAUACACGUUUCUGCUCUGUUCUUCUUCUCGAUCCUUCCUCCCGACAAGCCCCCCCCCCAAGCCACCGACUUUCUUUCCCCCUUGAAAAGCCGGUGAGAUCUUGAUGAAGUUCCUUCCUUUUCUUGUUAAAUCACGAGAUUUGGGGCCUAGAAUCUUCCCUCUCAACCCAGAAAUCCCGGAUCUGCUCUGCUUCUUCCUCCCUUGUCCGUCGGGUUCUGCUGGGUUUGAAUCCUUCGGCUUUUUCUGGUAAGAAGCAGCCUUGAAUUCAUCCUUUCUCUCUUCAUUUGGCUUGGGUUACUCUAAUUUUGUUAUUGGUUCUUGAAUUUCUGGAGUGUGCCGUGAGUUUCUCCCCCCUGGAUCCCGUCGGCUUCCUCACCAGCCAAGCUCGGGUUCUGCUGGCUGGAAUUCUGGUUUUGAUCGUUCUGUCACCGUAGCACUUGGGUUAGCCUUCUGUUCUGUGCGAGUGAGGUAAGUAAAUUAUGGUAAAGCCCUUCGAUUUCAAAGUAUGUUUUCAAUUGUUUUUGAAAUGGUGGCAAGGUUUAAAUUGAUUUUAAAUUGAUUUUAUCAGCACCUGAACGUGAUUAAAUUGAAAUGGAAAUUGUGAUGGUUUUAAUGAGAAUUUCCUUGUUUUUCUGAAAUUGAAUAUGAUUGGAAUGAAAAUGAGCAUUUUAUUGAUUUUCUGGAAAUGAGCAUGAUUGAAAUGAAAAUGGGAAUUUCAUUGUUUUCUGGAAUUGAGCAUGAUUGGAAUGAAAAUGUUUACAUGGUUUAUCUGACAUGCUAAAGUUUUUACCGAGGGCUAUCCAUAUUUACUUACUGAGUUAUCUCAUAGUUUUCCUUGUCCACCAUUUCAGGAAUCGAAACCGAGGACGGGGAAACCAAGGGGAGUGACGAGGUAGAAGGCUAGCCAUUCGAAUUGGAUAUAAGUUUAGAUUUUAUCAUCCUUUAGUAAAAUUGAUUUUAUUCUUGAGAUUUUGGUGAUUUGAAUAAGUUCCGAGCCUUGUGCAUUUGUGGGACUCUCUCACGAGUGCACGGCGUCUGUCGCGCCUCGGAUUUGGGUUCUGGGGCGUGACAUCAAUUGUUCAAAUAAAUUUAAAUUAAUUAGUUUUGGUACUUAAUUAAUCAUAGUUCUCAUGUAUUCAACACUCUUCUCAUCAUUAUAUUGCUUGGAGUGACUAGUACACUUACUAGAGUGAUUUUAAUGCAUCAAGUUUUUAGCACUGUUGCCAGGGAUUGUUGAAUUUAAUUAAUAUCGAAGUUAAUU
Messenger RNA from Rubroshorea leprosula, 1781 nucleotides. NCBI's taxonomy places the organism in Eukaryota, Viridiplantae, Streptophyta, Magnoliopsida, Malvales, Dipterocarpaceae. The record is from the annotation of a GenBank genome assembly.